AUGCAGAGCACAGUCUCAGGGGCCUUCUCAUUGGACAGUGCUGAGGUACCUCAGAACGCCCCUCCCCGCUGUAGGUACCUCAGAACGCCCCUCCCUGCUGUAGGUACCUCAGAACGCCCCUCCCCCGCUGUAGGUACCUCAGAACGCCCCUCCCCGCUGUACCUCAGAACGCCCUCCCCUGCUGGUACCUCAGAACGCUCCUCCCUGCUGUCGGUACCUCAGAACGCUCCUCCCCUGCUGUCGGUUCCUCAGAACGCCCCUCCCCUGCUGUCGGUUCCUCAGAACGCCCCUCCCCUGCUGUCGGUUCCUCAGAACGCCCCUCCCCUGCUGUCGGUUCCUCAGAACGCCCCUCCCCUGCUGUCGGUUCCUCAGAACGCCCCUCCCCUGCUGUCGGUUCCUCAGAACGCCCCUCCCCUGCUGUCGGUUCCUCAGAACGCCCCUCCCCUGCUGUCGGUUCCUCAGAACGCCCCUCCCCUGCUGUCGGUUCCUCAGAACGCCCCUCCCCUGCUGUCGGUUCCUCAGAACGCCCCUCCCCUGCUAUCGGUUCCUCAGAACACUCAUCCCAUGCUGUCUCAAUGA
This is a messenger RNA of Oncorhynchus gorbuscha (pink salmon), 579 nucleotides long. RefSeq names its product vegetative cell wall protein gp1-like. Bases 1 to 579 code for a protein of 192 amino acids. The transcript is spliced from 4 exons. NCBI's taxonomy places the organism in Eukaryota, Metazoa, Chordata, Actinopteri, Salmoniformes, Salmonidae. The record is from RefSeq and is a predicted model, not a curated record.